Uloborus diversus is the source of this 6569-nucleotide messenger RNA. RefSeq names its product tyrosine-protein phosphatase Lar-like. The record is from RefSeq and is a predicted model, not a curated record. Gene Ontology annotation, biological process: protein dephosphorylation. The coding region runs from base 432 to 6500 and encodes 2022 amino acids. NCBI's taxonomy places the organism in Eukaryota, Metazoa, Arthropoda, Arachnida, Araneae, Uloboridae. Gene Ontology annotation, molecular function: protein tyrosine phosphatase activity; protein binding. The transcript is spliced from 37 exons.
UGAAUGAAAACAAGACGCUAUGAUGCGGUAAUUUGUGUUUGUUUCUCAUCAAAUGCAUCUGCUUGAGUGAAAAUGUGUUUCGGACCUUAUUUUUUACACUAUUUCGAGUGAAUGUGAUCGCUGUGCUUUGUGAUCCAGUGUCAUAUUUAGGAGUGAAAGCUCCGAUUCGGAACAAACGGUGAUCCAACUCCCAUGCAACAUCAACAGAAGCUCUGUUGAUAGCACUGUGAUUUAGGCUUAGUACUUGUCAAUCUCGACUUUGAGAACAAAAAGUGGUGUUUUAAAAUCCUAUAGUUGUUGUUAAGGCACCACUUUCUGAAAUGGCUGUUUAUCUGUGGAACCGAUUGAAUCAAUAUUGUUAACGCUGCCUCUGUGCAUAACCUUUUGAAAGAUUAUAACGGUUCGAUUGCCUAAGCACCUCUAAUCCCAAGAUGGCUCCCCCAUGGCUUCCAAUAAUAGCAACAGCGCUUCUCAGUUGUGCCUUUGUCGCUUGCGAGCCUUCGGAAGAUCCGCCUCGUAUCGAGACAUAUCCUCAAGACCAGAUUGUGGCGAGUGGUGGCAUUGCAGUCUUUGUCUGCACCGCUGUGGGUAAUCCCAACCCGCAGAUAGAGUGGCGCAAGAACGGCAAGCGAGUCACCACCCAGCGAUACACGACCCUCGACAUGCCCAAUGGCUCCGUGCUCAGAAUCGAACCCGUACGGGCAGAAAGGGAUGAUGCCACCUACGAAUGUGUGGCCGAGAAUGGCGUAGGAGAGCCCGUCAGAGCACUUGCAGACCUCAAUGUACUGAGAGAGGAUGCACUGCCACCUGGAUUUCCAAAGUUUGUGCGCCAACCCAACAUGCAAGGAAUCGAAAAAGGACGCAGUGCAUUGCUCCCCUGCCAGGUUGAAGGAGAUCCUGAACCCUCUAUCAAAUGGUUGAAGAACAUGAUUCCUCUCGACAUGAGCAUCUCUCGAUAUUCCUUGGUUCAAGGGUAUUCAUUACAAAUAACAGAUGCUGAAGAGGAAGAUCAAGGAAAUUACGAGUGUAUGGCAGAAAAUUCUCAUGGUUCUGCUUUAUCCGUAAUGGCCACACUUUUUGUACGAGUGAGAAGGGUUCCUCCUUACUUUUCAAUUCGUCCAGAAAACGUGUACGAAGUGAUGCCUGGCAAUGCAUUGAACAUCACCUGCGUAGCAGUUGGCUCUCCCAUGCCAUUUGUAAAGUGGCGCAAAGGCCUCAUGGACAUCACACCUGACCACACAAUCCCAAUUGGUCGGAACGUUCUUGUCCUCACGGACAUUUCCGAGUCUGCGAACUACACUUGCAUUGCUGCCUCUAAGCUGGGUAACAUUGAGACCACGGCGCAAGUGGUAGUGCAGGCUCUGCCAAGACCACCCACCAACGUUCGAAUAUCGGACGUCACUGCGACCUCCGUGCGUCUUUCGUGGUCCUAUGACAUAGGCUCGGAAAAUAUAAUCUACUAUGUCAUACAAUACAAACCCAAACAAGCCAAUCAGGAAUAUAGUGAGAUUAGUGGAAUCACCACCAUGUUCUACACUGUGCGCGAUCUCAGCCCGUACACUGAGUACGAGUUCUAUGUUAUCGCCGUGAAUGGUAUAGGACGUGGUUCCCCCAGCACCCCCGUCGUUGCCACUACAGGCGAAACAGUGGAGUCCCUUGGAAGCAGCAAACCUGGUAGUGCUCCCAGAAAUGUUCAAGCCAGACCUUUAAGUUCCAGUACUGUCGUGAUCCAGUGGGAUCCUCCCAAAGAACCUAAUGGCCAAGUUACGGGUUACAAAGUGUAUUACACUACAAGGCCGAAUCUUCCCACCUCUGCAUGGAAUACUCAGCCUGUAGAUAAUAACCAAUUAACAACCAUUAGUGACCUUACCCCUCAAACAAUCUACACCAUCCGUAUCCAAGCAUUCACCAGUCGGGGACCGGGACCACAUUCUGCACCAGUGCAAGUCAAAACACAGCAAGGCGUACCAAGUCAGCCUAGCAACUUGCGUGUUCAAGCCACAUCAUCAACCACUGUUCACGUAUCGUGGGCCAAACCUUCUCACUCGGGUGAGAAAGUGAUUGGAUAUGAUUUGUAUUGGAAUGACACUUUCACCCAACAACAAUAUCAUAAGAGUCUUCCAGAUACCGACUCCUUUACCUUGAACGAACUGUACCCAGACACACUGUAUUAUGUCUGGGUUGCAGCCAGAUCCAGGCAAGGAGAAGGGGCUGCAACGCCACCUUCGCAAGUUAGGACGGACCAAUACGUGCCUGGUGCCCCUCCCCAAGAGGUGCGCGGCUCUGCCGUUAACUCCCGCUCCCUCCGCAUCACCUGGAAACCCCCUCCCAGGGAACAGCAGAACGGGGCCAUUACGUACUAUAAGCUCAAGUACCAGAAACUAGAGGCCACCAAAGCACAGGAAGUCCAGAUUGAUGCUGACCAGCUCACUUAUGUCCUGGGAGGCCUGGAGAAAUGGACAGAGUACAAGGUGUGGGUGAUUGCCGGUACUGUGAAGGGGGAUGGCCCCCCUUCCACACCCAUUCUAGUUCGCACCGAUGAAGACGUUCCUGGUGAACCGAGGCAGGUAAAAGUGGCUGCUGUGAACAGUACUGCCAUCACUGUGCGGUGGAAGCCUCCAGCCAACAAGGACCGGAACGGUUUGAUUCGAGGUUAUCAGAUUCACAUUCAAGAAGUGACGAGGGAUGGUGACUUAGUGAACGAACCGAAGAGAUACGAUGUUGCUGAUGAAAAUGCAGAGGAAUAUAAUGUCACUAAAUUGCAACCUGACACUCUUUAUUCUGUGCAAGUUGCUGCUGUUACGAGAAAAGGUGAUGGAACAAGAAGCAGAGUGAAGACAGAAAGGACAUUAGGAGGAGUGCCUACUCGUCCUGAAUUAAGUGUUCAGCUCAUCCAAGAGGAACCAACUCUUGUUGCUCAAGUACAGUGGUCCCGUCCAACUCAUAUUUACGGUCAACUUGUAAGUUAUAAAUUACGAUACGGCCGAUCAGAUACUCAGCUAAUGGAUGAAAAGGAGAUCAAUCCUCUGGAGCAAAAUCACCAAAUACCAAAUUUAGAUCGAGGUGCCCGUUAUGAGUUCUAUCUAUCUGGGAAGAAUGGCCUGGGUUGGGGCCAAGAAGCAUACACUUAUCUUGAUACGCCUGAAGGAGUGCCAACUGCUCCUCCUCAAAAUCUGUCUCGCCGUCUUCAGAGUCCGACAGGUGUCGUUAUUACCUGGACGCCACCUGUGCCGCAGUUAAGAAAUGGUAGAAUAACUCAUUAUAGUAUCAAGUUUCACAAAACAUCAGAUGGGGCAGUUAUCGAGAGGAAUACUACUGAAACUCGUAUGGUUUUCAGCAAUCUGGAUGAAAACACGGAGUACACCUUCCAAGUAUGUGCUUACACUUCCAAAGGGGGUGGCCCCUGGAGUCCUAAAAUGACGGUGCAGACUCCGGGAGACGUUCCCCCGGCCCCUACGAAUGUCCAAGCAGUGGCCACUUCCGACCAAUCAGUGGAGGUCUGGUGGGACCAAGUUCCCUACUUCUUGGACAUAUUGGGAUAUGAGGUUCUGUACAUUCAAGAACCUGUUGAAGAUCUAGACAGGUGGAACAAUAAAAGUGUACCUCUGACUUGGUCUGCAGAAUUGACCGGUCUGGACAGUCAUGCCAUGUAUGCAAUUCGAGUUGCAGCCAGGACACGGCAAGGUCUGGGAAGGCUCUCGGAAUUGAUAUCUGUUCGGGUGGCACCUACAGAUGUUCCAACACAAUUGCGAGCUCAAGAUGUUACUACUCACAGUAUGGCUCUUUCCUGGCGUAGACCAUCAAAAUUGGAUCCUAUCAAAUAUAAAAUAUCUUAUGGAGCUCAUAAGGAGUUUUAUGAUAGCCAAGGCAACUUGCAAAAGCUUCCUAUUCCUACUCACACUGUGUUUGUAGAAGCUGAUGUCACUGAGUAUUCUGUCGAUAACCUGAUGCCUUUCACGAGCUAUCAAGUCAAUAUAACUGCCAUUCCUUCUGAUGAAAGCUUCCGACCUCCUGCCAAAAUAACUGUUACUACAGCCAUGGCAGCCCCCAAACCAAUGGUGAAACCAGACUCUUUUGGUGUCAAAAAUGGAUGGGAAAUUACAGUAAUUCUACCCAAAGCCUCUGAGGAAUACGGUCCCAUUAGUCAUUACUUUUUGGUAGUGGUUCCUGCUGAGUUUGCUGUUAAAGAUCCAGGAGAAUUCACUAUUGAUGAGCUUUCUGCCACUGCAGUUGACCAGCUAGGUCCAUACAUCGCAGCCAAGUUCUUACACCGAUCCAUGCCUGAAAUUUUCCCUCUGGGAGAUGGGAAAAUGUACAAUGGUUUCUUGAAUCGUAGACUCUUGCAUGAUCAGAAAUAUAGCAUAUAUGUUCGAGCAGUGGUUGAUACACCACAAAAGAGCCUGUAUACCAGCAGUUCUUUCUCUGACCCCCUGAGCUUAGACAUGACUCCAGUCAGGGGUCCUACACCACCCAUGGAUCCUGGUACUCGUGACAGAAAUGACCGGCCGGAUAUGUCUCACAUCAGCAUUGACAGUGACAAGGCUCAAAUCAUCUGGAUCGUCGGACCGGUCAUUGCCCUCAUUUUGAUCACAUUCUGUGUCAUUGGGCUUUUCCUUGUGAAAAGAAGGCGCCAACUUGCCAAGACUCCUGGUGGAGAGACCACUAUGAAGCUGCUGAUGACAACUGCAGAGAGAGAGCUGCCCACUCACCCUACAGACCCUGUGGAGAUACGCCGCAUGAAUUAUCAGACACCAGCCAUGAUCAGCCAUCCUCCCAUCCCCAUCACGGAAUUGGGCAAUCACAUCGAGGUUCUGAAAGCCAACGACAAUUUGAAGUUUUCACAGGAAUAUGAGUCCAUUGAACCUGGUCAGCAGUUCACUUGGGAGAACUCCAAUCUGGAAAUUAACAAACCGAAAAACCGAUAUGCCAACGUCAUUGCCUAUGACCACAGUCGUGUUGUUCUUCAGUCACUGGAUGGGCUACCUGGUUCAGAUUACAUCAAUGCAAACUAUUGUGAUGGUUAUCGAAAACAGAAUGCCUACAUUGCCACCCAGGGUCCUCUCCCUGAAACUUUCGGUGAUUUCUGGAGGAUGGUGUGGGAGCAAAGAAGUGCCACCAUUGUCAUGAUGACCAAGUUAGAAGAGAGAACUAGAAUUAAGUGUGACCAGUAUUGGCCCAUUAGAGGAUCUGAAACAUAUGGUGUCAUGCAAGUAACACUUUCCGACGUCCAAGAAGUUGCUACAUAUUGUAUUAGAACUCUGCAUAUUACCAGGACUGGUGAGAAGAGGGAGGUGCGUCAGUUCCAGUUCACUGCAUGGCCGGAUCAUGGAGUUCCUGAUCAUCCAACUCCUUUCCUGAUGUUCUUAAAGAGAGUGAGAAGCAUGAAUCCUCUCGAAUCAGGACCAAUGAUUGUUCAUUGCAGUGCUGGAGUGGGAAGGACUGGCUGUUUUGUGGUCAUCGAUUCCAUGCUUGAGAGGCUGAAGAAUGAGAACACGGUGGAUAUCUAUGGCCACGUGACUUGUUUGCGGGCGCAGCGUAAUUACAUGGUUCAGACAGAAGACCAAUAUGUUUUCAUCCACGAUGCGGUGCUGGAAGCUGUCAUCGCAGGCAACACUGAAGUUCCUGCUCGAAACCUCUUUGUCCACAUACAACAGCUCAUGCAGAUGCUGCCUGUGGAAGGAUGUAGCAGCAUGGAACUGGAGUUUAAGAAACUAGCCAACAUGAAAACACAGUCAAGCAAGUUUGUGAGUGCCAACUUGCCAGUAAAUAAAUUUAAAAAUAGGCUCAUGAAUAUUCUUCCAUAUGAAUCUACAAGAGUAUGUCUGCAACCAAUAAGAGGAGUUGAUGGCUCAGAUUAUAUUAAUGCUAGUUUUAUUGAUGGUUACAAAUAUCGAAAUGCGUACAUAGCUACCCAAGGCCCUCUUGUCGAAACAACGGAGGACUUUUGGCGUAUGCUUUGGGAACAUAAUUCAAAUAUAGUAGUGAUGCUCACAAAACUCAAGGAAAUGGGUCGGGAAAAAUGUCAUCAGUACUGGCCAAAUGAGCGGUCUCAAAGAUACUUAUAUUUUGUAGUUGAUCCUAUCACUGAAUAUAAUAUGCCUCAAUACAUUUUGCGAGAAUUCAAAGUAACAGAUGCCAGAGACGGUCAAUCAAGAACCAUUCGCCAAUUCCAUUUCACUGACUGGCCGGAGCAAGGCGUACCGAAAUCAGGUGAUGGGUUUAUAGAGUUCAUAGGUCAAGUACAUAAAACCAAAGAGCAAUUUGGACAAGAAGGGCCCAUCACUGUGCACUGCAGUGCUGGGGUUGGACGUAGUGGUGUUUUCAUCACCUUAAGCAUAGUGUUAGAGCGAAUGCAAUAUGAAGGUGUUGUUGAUGUUUUCCAAACCGUUAGAACUUUGAGGACACAGCGCCCAGGAAUGGUUCAGACUGAGGAUCAAUAUCAAUUUUGCUACCGAGCAUCAUUAGAAUACUUAGGCUCUUUUGACCAUUAUGCGAACUGAAUUCAACUCACAAGCAAAAGUGGUGUUGGGGAAAAGUCUGGAAGAAUUGUCUCGCCAGAGCAUGCCUCC